UCUCUUCACAAUGAUUCGAGUUAAACGUUGUCGAUUUUCUGCAAUUUUUGCCUUAAUUAUCUCUUUGUUAAUCAUGGCGGCCAAUUUUAAUUCCGUUGUGGCACCACCAGGUGCAAAUCCGGGUAAAAAAUGGGACAAAGGUUGGGACAACGAUUGGAAUGAAUAUAAUGGAGAAAGUGGAGAUUCAACUUUAUCACCAGGGAGCAGCGAAACCUUGAUUAAUCAAUCAAAUAAAGGAGUUGCAAUUUUGAGCCCAAACAUCAAUGGUGUGGAGUUAGCUGCUGUACUUGCAUUAUUAUGGUCAGAAGCAUCAAACAAUACGGCAAAUCAGGCUGGUUAAAAAUCCUGAAUUGUAGCUGAAAACGCCUACAACUGAAGGACAUUGCUGUGGAAAAUUAUUCAAAAAUGUUUAAUAAAUGAAUAAAAGAAAUAAAAUUUCUUGACAAAGUUAAGAUAAAAGUUAC
This is a messenger RNA of Lutzomyia longipalpis, 464 nucleotides long. RefSeq lists its product as uncharacterized. The coding region runs from base 11 to 340 and encodes 109 amino acids. The transcript is spliced from 3 exons. NCBI's taxonomy places the organism in Eukaryota, Metazoa, Arthropoda, Insecta, Diptera, Psychodidae. The record is from RefSeq and is a predicted model, not a curated record.